GAGACCGAGGAGGACAUUGAUGUUUUGUUCGUUCGGAGGAGAGGAAUACGGGUUGAUUGGCUCUAUCGAAUGGACAGAGGAAUUCAAUCGAAUCUUAACCGACAGAGCGGUAACAUAUCUAAACCUUGAUAUAGCGGUCAUGGACAACUUUUACCUCCGUUCCUCGGCAACUCCACAUCUACGGCCGAUCGUCUACGAAGCGACCCGAAAGGUGCCUGAUCCGGAUCCAUCGGAUACCCGGAAAACUGUGUAUGACACAAUGCUAGAACGCCAACCAGAUCCGGAAAAUCCGGAACUGCCUCGAGUUCUGCGUAUUGGUGGGGGCAGUGACUAUUAUGGCUUCGAGAAAAGGUUGGGAGUGACGUGCAUUAGCGGCUACUAUUUCUACGAUAGCGCAACCUACAACAUCAACUUCUACUCUCUCUAUCACACGUCAUACGAGACAAUCCGUCUUAUGGAGACAUACAUAGAUCCUGAAUACAAAUUCCACCAGGCGAUCGCAAGGACUUUCGCAGAAAUGGCGCGUAUUUUGGCCGAGAGAGUGGUGUUGCCGUUUGACGUCGAGCCUUACGCUAGUGAUCUGACCACGAUGUGGAUGAACCUUAAGAACACGUCACAGGCGAGAAAUAUUGAAGCCCAUGAUAUUUCACUAGAAUCCCUAGAGCAGGCGAUUGCCGAGUUUGCAACAAUUAGCUCACAAUUUCAAGAUCGGCUGGGGUCUGUGGACACCCAAAGUACUGUAGCUGUGAGGCAGGUCAACGAUCAGUUGAUGUCACUUGACAAGGCUUUUCUAGGUGAUUUACCCGGAAACACUCUGGACAGGCAUCUGCUAUUUUCCGGGCGGAAAACCCAGGAACGCUCGACAGACAAAGUCCCUUCAGGAACGUUUCCCGGUAUCCUCGAUGCCCUGUAUGAAAUCGACGACGACCCCGACCAGACAGGUCGUUGGACCGUGGUCGCUCAACAGGUCGCCAUCCUAACGCACGCCGUCGAAGCUGGCAGUUCAGUCUUACGAGAUGUGACGUCAUGGUGACAUCACAAACUUCAAAGCAACGUGUUAUUGCUUUU
Strongylocentrotus purpuratus (purple sea urchin) is the source of this 1068-nucleotide messenger RNA. Its product is annotated as N-acetylated-alpha-linked acidic dipeptidase 2-like. The record is from RefSeq and is a predicted model, not a curated record. Bases 20 to 1033 code for a protein of 337 amino acids. The transcript is spliced from 9 exons. Lineage: Eukaryota; Metazoa; Echinodermata; Echinoidea; Camarodonta; Strongylocentrotidae. Gene Ontology annotation, molecular function: carboxypeptidase activity.